Molecule: messenger RNA, 2081 nt
Organism: Microplitis mediator
Lineage: Eukaryota; Metazoa; Arthropoda; Insecta; Hymenoptera; Braconidae
Exons: 3
Coding region: 266-1957 (563 amino acids)
Source: RefSeq, a predicted model, not a curated record
AAAUUUUCUAGUAGUAACAUUGUAUUUUUCGCGUUAUACAGCAAUAUGAUUGGAGAAUUAAAUGUUGUAGUUCUAAUUUCAACCACUUCACAUUUUCAGUUGCUGUUCUAUAUAUAUAUGUUGUCAUGAUCGAACAUUCUCGCGGUUAAAAUUCUCGUAGCUGCCAUUUUUUAACGUAGAACAAAGAUAUCAUUAUUUCACAAAUUAUCAUUCAUAUAACUUUAAAAAAAUUAUUUCAUGUUAAAAAAUUUCUUCAAUAGUAAUCAUGAACGUUGAUAAUGUACACUUGCCGAUAGGCUCAUUAUUUUUUACUUAUUCAGAUUAUGAAUGUUGGUUUACUAAACUACAGAAGAACGAAGAACCAACACGGAUAUCAAGCUUCGACACCAAAACAAUUGCUGGUGCUAGAUUAAAAAAAAAUAUGAAUCCGAAUUUAAAAAAGUACAAACUACAUUAUAUAUGUGAAUUUGGUAUGAAGUUUAAGUCGAAGGGCAAAACUUCACGUCGAACCAGUUCUAAAAAAAUAGACUGCCCAUUUUUUUUCAAAUUUUUAAUCAAUAAAACAGGAGAUGCUUUGGAACUUAAAUCUUGUAACUGGAUCCACAACCAUCCAUCCGGUGUAUUGCAGAUUGAUAAGAACGCAAAAACUCAAGAAGAGAAUGUUGAUGUUCAUGAGCUUACUGAAGAAACAAUAAAUAAGACAGUGGAUAAUGAUAGUUAUUUAAACAAUACCAAUGACUUAUUAAAUCACUUGGAUGACUUAUCAUUUAUAUAUGCUGAUGAUUAUAACGAUGUUAUUGAAGAGGAUGGGAUUGGUGAUUUAGUUUCAGAUAAAGUUUAUGAUGUAGUCGCAGGCAAAAUUGUCAGAGUUAUUAGUGGAAUUCCAGAGAUAAUUGUACGUAAUAGCAAUAACAAAAUUGAAGUCAAUAAUAAUAAUUAUAAUAAUAUUCCGGAAUAUUUUGAUAAUUUAAAAGAAAAUGGCUUAGUAUUGACAACUGUAAUUCCAAGUGAAAUUUCAAAUAACAAUAAUAUAAAUUCAAAUGUUGAUGGUACUGAUGGUGGUAAUAAUAACAAAAUUGAAGUCAACAAUAAUAAUGAUAAUAAGAAUUGUCCAAGAGAUUUGGAAAAGAGAAGAGAAAAUGACUUAGCAUUGACUACAGUAAAUCCAGGUGAAAUUUUAAGUAUUAAUAACAUAAAUGCAAAUGUUAAUGUUACUGAUGAUGAUAAUAAUAACAAAAUUGAAAUAAUCAACAAUAAUAAUAAUGACAGUCCGAAAGAUUUUGAUAAUGAAGAAGAAAAUAAUUCGGCGUCAUUUGCUGUAGUUUCUAAUGAAACUAAAAAGACUGAAAAUACAAGUAUUACUGUAUUAUCUACCAUUCAUUAUCAACAUACAAAUAGUUUAAAAAAAAAAAACAUAACUGAUAUUAAUUCUAUUAACAUGCCAAAAAUAAGUACUAAAGGCCGCCCCAAAGGAAAGGUGUUAUCAGCAAUUGGCUUGCCCAUUCCAAAAAAUAAUAAACGUAAUCAAAAAAAUUUUAAAAAUUUAACUAGCUUUAUUAAUUUAAGUGUUAUGGAUCAAACGACAAUUAUUUUAGGAUGGAUAGUUGACUCUGAUCUAGUCAAAGAUGUUUUAAAUAAAAAAAAAAAAGUCUCACUAAAUGAUCUACACGAAUCCUUUCCAGAUUCUCUUGUUGAUGAUGAGGUCAACUUAAAUAUAAUCCACGAAUAUCUUGAAAAGCCAGUUAUCAAAAGAUUAAAUUAUGUCAUCAUUAAGAAAAGACAAUUGAAUUACUACACAUGUGACUCAUGUUCAAAAGAAGUAAAACUGAAUUCUAUAAGAUGUGAUUUGUGCUUAAAAUGGUAUCAUUACAAGUGCCAGUCAUUGAAAAAAUCUGAGGCAACCAAAAUAUCAGAAGGAAAUAUUUAUUGGUUUUGUGCAAUGUGCCAAAAAAAGUAAAAUGCUUCUGAUUAUUUAGCUGUAUGUGGAUUAUCCAAUAAUUAAGCUGUGAUUGUUGAGAUUAUUCAUUUUUCUAAUGCUAAGAAAUUUCAUUAUUUAUUUUUUAGUCGCAAAAAAAGCAAUC